Messenger RNA from Cyclocybe aegerita, 399 nucleotides. The record is from the annotation of a GenBank genome assembly. Lineage: Eukaryota; Fungi; Basidiomycota; Agaricomycetes; Agaricales; Hemipholiotaceae.
AUGCGGUGCUCAUUCACCACCCUCGUCUUCUCCUUCUUCGUGAUUGUGCCAUCUCUCGCCGUUCCUAUCUCUACCCCAGAGCGAUUGGAGGAGCGCCAAGUCAGCGAUGGCACAGAGAUCCGUGACUUCAACGGCCGUCAAUUCGCCCUUCGCGGCGUGGAAUAUUUGGACCUCCUGGAUAGAGAUUUACAACGACUUGAGGAGCUAGACGAGCGCGAUCCUGGUUUCUUCAACUCCAUUGGCAAUACAUUCAGGAAGAUCGCCAGCCCGACAGGCCUCCAAAACGUCGCAAAGGUGGCAGGGCAGGUCAGCAAUUUGGCAAGGAAGGCGAGCAGGGUCCAUGGUCGGGAUAUAGAGGAUAUCCUGGAGCGGGAUGACGAGUUCGACGAGCUUGGUUGA